AUGGGUGGACAACUCAUCAGCAACUUCAUGAUGACAGCUGGUAAAGUUAGAGCACAAACACCCAAGACACCUAAAAUGGAAAAGGCAAGAAAGAAGACAGGUAGGGCAGCGUUAAGGAUUAAAUUUGCCAGACGAUCUGAGACAGACUACUUUGCAGCCAAGGGCAAGCUCUCUGAGGGAUUUCUUUUUAGCCAAAAGUUGUUGGAUUUCCGAAUUCCACCCAUUAGGACAGCUAGCUUGCUAUUUCCGAAAAUUAUCUUUUCUUACCUCCCCAUGGCUAGAAAAAAACAAAACAAGUUAUCGAAGAAGCAGAAUAUCAAUUCUGCCCUACCUACCCCAAACAAAGUAGCCAGCAAGCCAGAUCUCGAUAAGGAUGCUCUAUUGAAAGAGGAGUUGGAAGUGUCAUCCAAACAAGCCAAUGAAAUGUUUACUGAAGAGUAUCCAAUUUACCCUGAAAGGGGUACUUUUGAGUAUACCUUUACUCGUGCCGAUCAAAAAUACAAGAUACCCAGCAACAGGCCAGUGAGGAUAUAUUGUGAUGGUGUAUAUGAUUUGUUUCAUUACGGCCAUGCUCGACAGCUAAAGCAGGCCAAGAACCUAUUUAAAAAUGUACAUUUACUUGUGGGAGUAGCAAAUGAUGAAGACACCCAAAGCCUAAAGGGUGUUACAGUAAUGAAUGAGAAGGAGAGGUAUGAAAGUGUCCGUCACUGUGGAUAUGUUGAUGAAGUUAUUGAGGGAUGUCCUUGGGUCAUUACAGACGAUUUUUUGAUUGAAAACCGCAUAGAUUUUGUGGCACACGAUGAUAUUCCCUACAAGUCUGCAACAUCAGAUGAUAUCUACCAAAGUUUGAAGCACAAAAAAAUGUUUAUUCCAACAAUGAGAACGGAUGGAAUCUCCACAACUGGCUUGAUUACGAGGAUCAUAAAAGAUUAUGAAAUAUUCUUACGUAGACAGAUUCUCAAAGGAAUCUCCUGCAAAGAGCUUAACAUUUCAUUCCUGAAGGAGAGUAGAGUGAAGAUAAAAAACAAAAUCAACUCAGAAUUCCAAAAGGUGAAUAACGAUAUUAAGGAGUUGUCUGACAAAGUUAAUACUGAGAUAUUGGGGAUUGCUUCGGAAAUAAAGAUGGCUAUUAAGUAUUGGGAAGAAAAGUCGAAUAUUCGAAGGUGGUAG
Messenger RNA from Medioppia subpectinata, 1170 nucleotides. The record is from the annotation of a GenBank genome assembly. NCBI's taxonomy places the organism in Eukaryota, Metazoa, Arthropoda, Arachnida, Sarcoptiformes, Oppiidae.